Messenger RNA from Pseudophryne corroboree (corroboree frog), 5963 nucleotides. It is a transcript of the gene LRRC4, whose product is annotated as leucine rich repeat containing 4. Lineage: Eukaryota; Metazoa; Chordata; Amphibia; Anura; Myobatrachidae. The transcript has 2 exons. Gene Ontology annotation, molecular function: protein binding. Gene Ontology annotation, cellular component: glutamatergic synapse; plasma membrane; postsynaptic density membrane. The coding region runs from base 1721 to 3646 and encodes 641 amino acids. Gene Ontology annotation, biological process: excitatory synapse assembly; synaptic membrane adhesion; modulation of chemical synaptic transmission. The record is from RefSeq and is a predicted model, not a curated record.
AAUUGGCGUUGAUGACGCUGCACUGGGAGAGGAACCAAUCACAUCUUCCCUGCCCCUGGCAGCUGAAACCUCAUUUCUGCAUUUAUCCCGGCGCAGGCUAACACAAGGAUGGAACGCAGAGAGAUAGAGAACAGGCAAAAACAAAAAAAAUGCACAGCACUUGAUAGGCAUCAUUAGCAGGGAACCAGAAGAGCAUCUGACUCUGCAAGCUGUGGACUCUUAAAACUCACACUGCAUGCUCUGUUUUAAUAACUCCUCUCGGAGAUAAAGAGACUGAAAAGAUAAAGGGGGAAGGGAAUGUGAAACAGCCAAUGCAACUUAGCUGGAAGCUUUGAGCAUUAACCCCUAGAGGGAAAGGAAAGGAGGAGUGGGAGGGGAGCUGUGUGAAUACAUAGGAGCACUGCAUCACGCUAAUGUUCAGCUCAGAACAGUAUGCGUCAGCAGUACAUCCACGUUCUGACUGAAGGACGAAAGGAUGAGAGAGCAGCCUGGCUGGUUGGCUGCUGCUUCCAACACCAAGCAAACAGGGAGCGAAGAAGACUAUUAGCAGAGAAAAAUGUUACGGGGCUCUGAUAUCCCUGCCUUUGCUGCUGCCUGCUCUCCUGCUGCUAAAACCACUGGACAAGAAAUUAAAGGCAAAACGAGGAGAACCCCUCAACUCACUACCUCACAACAUAAGGAGCUACAGUGGGAUUUCCACGAGGCAGGAGAAGAAAGGCUGUGAAACCUAUCCCUUCUGCAGACCAAUCUCAAAUCAAGGGCUCAGCACUGAGGUGUGUAUGUUUGUGUGUGGUUUCCUCUCCAGCAUACUUUCAACCAGCCCUCAUUUACUUGUUCUCCUCCUUUGAGAUAUUGAUGGAUUAUUGCUAAGUGUGCAAGAGGCAGGCUGCAGCUGCUGCAUCCACAGCUUGGAAAGCAAAGCUAGUUAAAAAAAAAAAAAAAAAAAAAUCCAGCACGGAGAGAGGAGGGAAAAAAAAAAAAAAACAGUCAAUGCCUGCAAUGUGCUGCCUUUCUCUUUGUACAAAUCAGAAUCCUGCAGACAGUCCGUGUAACGCAGGAAUACCCAUGGAAAAUUAGGCGACUGAGGAGCAAAGAGCGUCCUUCAAGGGAAAUAAAAAGGGCUGGAAGAAUUAAGGAUUGUGAACCCUUCUUCAUUUCCUUUUUUGAAAUCAAUUCAAAUCUGUAUUUCAGUUUCUCUCAGAAAUGGAUAAUCUCCAGUCUUCUGCCAGAUACAGCAGUGGAAUCCAAGGACGAAUAGCUCAACUGCAAAAGGCACCAGUCCCGGGGGAGCAGCAGAAUGAUGCACCUGCAUAGCCAAGUGGGCCUCACUCGCUUCUUACAUUUUUCUUAAUGUGGUUUUUUUUCGCUUUUGCUUUGGGAAUUAAUAAAGGAGCCAUUUUGUCUUUCAACACCUUCAUGACACCCCUUUCACCUACUGUGAUUCUUUCUAAAACGUAAGGAAUCUAUGGAAGGACUGAACCCAGCUCUAUGUUGCACUGGAAAGAAGCAAUGGCACUGAGGAAUUGGAAAUGUUCAUCUUUCCCUAGAAAAAGAAAAGAAAAGCUAAUUGCUUUACUAUCUGGCAUUCCCCUAGUGACCACCACUCCCACCAGUGUGUAGAUGGAAAAGGGAAUUUGCAGCCUCCUGAAGCCUGGUUAGGGCCAAGUUCUCAUUUCCAUGCCAAAUCCCAGACGAUGGUGAAUUAUGAACGUGCCACAUCAUGAAUUUCUUGUGGCUGGUAACUGUGCACCAUACCUGGAAUGCCGUCCUGUUUUCUGUAAUCUACCUCAUGGUGCAAGUGUCGAUCCCCUGUGCAGCAUUUUCGGGGCAACAAAAUUGCCCUUCUGUUUGUUCAUGCAGUAACCAGUUUAGCAAAGUUGUCUGUACGCGUCGUGGCCUCACUGAAGUACCACAAGGUAUCCCAUCUAACACACGGUACCUCAAUCUCAUGGAAAACAACAUCCAUAUGAUCCAAGCUGACACUUUUCGGCAUCUCCACCAUUUGGAAGUGCUCCAGCUUGGAAGAAACAUUAUCCGUCAAAUAGAGGUCGGGGCUUUUAAUGGAUUGGCCAGCCUCAACACCCUGGAGUUGUUUGACAACAGGUUGACUGUAAUCCCCAGCGGGGCUUUUGAGUAUCUUUCUAAACUGAGAGAAUUGUGGCUCAGGAAUAACCCUAUUGAGAGCAUCCCAUCCUACGCGUUUAAUAGGGUCCCGUCUCUAAUGCGCCUGGACCUAGGAGAGCUUAAAAAGUUGGAAUAUAUUUCUGAAGGGGCAUUUGAGGGAUUGUACAAUCUGAAGUACCUUAACCUUGGAAUGUGUAAUAUCAGAGACAUGCCAAACCUCACACCCUUAAUAGGACUAGAGGAACUAGAGAUCUCUGGGAACAACUUUCCCGAAAUCAAACCAGGAUCGUUCCAUGGGUUGAAAGCACUAAAAAAACUUUGGAUUAUGAACUCACAAAUCAACACCAUAGAACGCAAUGCUUUUGAUGACUUGACAUCCUUAGUAGAAUUGAACUUAGCCCAUAAUAACUUAUCCUCCCUUCCACAUGAACUUUUUGCCCACUUGAGGUACUUGGUGGAGUUGCACUUGCACCACAACCCAUGGGAUUGUGAUUGUGAUGUUCUUUGGCUCUCUUCAUGGCUGCGUGAGUAUAUUCCAACAAAUUCCACAUGUUGUGGUCGCUGUCAUUCCCCGCCGCACAUGAAGGGGAAGUACGUGGUUGAGGUGGACCAUUCAUCGUUCCAGUGCUCAGCUCCUUUUAUUAUGGAUGCACCUAGAGAUUUAAAUAUUUCUGAGGGAAGAGUGGCAGAACUCAAGUGUAGAACUUCAGCCAUGUCAUCUGUAAGGUGGCUACUACCUAAUGGCACUGUGCUGAGCCACGCUUCCAGUCAUCCACGAAUUACCAUACUCAAUGAUGGGACGUUAAAUUUCUCUCAUGUAUUGCUUACUGACACUGGAGUCUACACAUGCAUGGUAACCAACGUUGCGGGAAACUCUAAUGCUUCGGCCUAUCUCAAUGUCAGUACGGCAGAACUCAACACUUCCAAUUACAGUUUCUUCACUACCGUUACUGUGGAGACUACGGAUAUGGCUCCUGAAGACAUCUCAAUGAUAAUCAAGCCGGUGCCAACCACUUCCACAGGGUACCAGCCAGCACACACCACAACCACCACAGUGCUCGUCCAGACCACCAAAAUGCCCAAACUGGUGGCAGUUCCAACUUCGGACGCUGGAGAUAAAAUGCAAACUAGCCUGGAUGAGGUAAUGAAGACGACCAAGAUAAUCAUUGGCUGUUUUGUGGCAGUCACAUUGUUAGCAGCCGCUAUGUUGAUCGUGUUUUACAAACUACGAAAGCGGCACCAACAGAGGAGCACUGUGGCAGCUGCGCGGACUGUCGAGAUAAUACAAGUGGAUGAGGACAUCCCAAGUGGGAGUCCCAGAGGAGUAUCAGGUGAGGGGGCAGUAGUUUUGCCAACCAUUCACGACCAUAUGAACUACAACACCUACAAGCCAGCACACCAUGGGGCCCAUUGGACGGCAAACAGUAUCGGUAAUUCUCUACACUCCACAAUUACAACCAUCUCUGAACCCUAUAUAAUUCAGACCCACACAAAAGAGAAGGUACAGGAAACUCAAAUAUGACUUUUUUUCCAAUUAAAAUGCAAUAGAAUGCACAAAGAGACAGCAACUUUUGUACAGAAAGAGAGAGAGAGACACUUUUGUUUUCUUGUAAAUGCUUAUAUAUUAAAUCUAUGGGCUGAUGACAAACAGAUUAUAUUAAAAUUUAAAACUAUUUUCUAACUUGUAAGUUCUAUUUAAGAGGAGAUAUAAUAGAUAGGCAGAAAAAAAAUUAAGAUAUGCUGUUAAUGUGCCAUAAUGACUAAAAUACAAGGCUUAGCCCUGUUUUGAUCAGAAAUCAAAAAUGAUAAACCCUUGAGUGCAAUCUGUUUUUAAAUGAAAAAAUAUGGUGCCCAGAUACAGGCGCAACAUCCAGUUUCUAAAAGAGAAUUCUUUUCUUAAGAAGUCCCACUUCAAUCUUUACAGGUUUAUCAUAUUAAAUAAAAUAAAAAAGGGGGGGAAAAAAAAGAAAAUUUGCACCACAAAUUUGUACUGUGCCAAAUGGAAAAAAAAGUAAAUGCAAUAAAGGAUCUUUUUUGAAGACUUGGAGGGAAAGAAUUUGUUAUACUAAUUAUUUUGAUAUAUUAUUCCAAUAUAAUUAUUUUUCAUAGAUGGUCUGAGGGUAUAUCACUUCCCUCUUCGGUGGCUUUGGAUGUCUACUUUGCAUUUGCCUCCACUCUAAUUCUCAAGUCACCACUAUAAAAAAAACUAUAAAGGUUUAAAGUCUGUUUUUAUUAUUUAUAUUCGCACUAGAUAGAUAGAUAUGGCAGAGGCACAUUGCAGGAUGCUAAAGAGCUGGCGCAUCUUUCCACUCUGCACCAAACUCCUGCAGUUCUAAUUAACCCUUUGCCAGGGUACUGAUGUUUGCGGAUGAGAAAAACAUUUGUUAUAAUGGCACAAAGAGCUAGGUUGGGCUUCAAAUUAAAUUAACCAUUUUGUGUGCAAUCCUGUAGCUAAAAGGGUCUGCAGUACACUUUAUUCUAACAUUUUUUCCAAAUAGAAAAGGGUUAAGAAAUGCUCUGCUAGUUUAACUCAUCGGGGUCUGUUGAUGCAAGGUUAGAAGGAAAUGAUACGCCUAUCAAUAACUGGUCUCUGUUGUUUUACCGCAGCAAAAGCCAAAUCAGCAAUGUCACAAAGAUCUGAGCGAACAAGUAUAGAACAGGUGUCUCUGAUAGAAAACCAUGUCAUACUUGUAAUAGCAAAUACCAUGAGUUAAUUUUUUUUAUUUAUUUUUUGGAAGACUAGCUAUAUGUGGCAGAAGAAGGGGGAGAGGAUGGUGUUAGGGGAAUGAUUGGUGUACAUUUUGAGAUAAAUACAUUGUUGUUUUCCCUUCCCAUAAUGAGAGGACUGUAAAUCGCUGCAUUUGUGUGUGCUGCAGGCCCCUUCUUGUGAUAAAAGGUAUACAGGGACAUUAAAUAUUGCAGAUAAAAAAGCCUAGCAACCGGAAAUGGAGUAGAAAAGACUUCUCUUCCUACGCUGUCUUUCUGCAUUUAAUAAAAACCAUCUCUAUUUGCCACUAUGGGGAGAAAUGUUUUCCUUCAUUGAAACCCUGGAAUGAGGCAGCAUGGGUGUGUAUGACACGCUAACCCUGGCAGUGUGGGCACACAAUGCAAUAUAUUACAGCAGUCACAGAAUGUUGAGGUUCAAACUCUUUUUUAAGAUCUUUCAAAUUUGCUUAAUCUAAUGGAAGGUUGAAUAUCACAUAUUUUACAAAUAAAAUAAAAAAAUCAGACCUUCAAAGUGAUACCUAGCAGGGUUGUGCAGAUGUUUGGCUGUAGGGGAAGACAUAAAUAAGCUAUCUAUAUAGUCUUAUCAACCAGCAGCACAAGCUGACUAAACGGUAACAAAAAUAUUUUCAUUCAUUGAAACAUAAGUUACCAUACAAGGUCAACUUGAGUUCUACUAAAUAUCUCCGUCUGAUCCCCCUUCUUAUUACCAGAUGUCACAUCAGAGCAAAUCUUUCACUGGUUGUAGUUUGCUCACUUCAUUUCUUAGGAAGUUUUUAUAUUUUCCUGCAAUAAAGUCCGUUCAUUUUUAAUCUGCUCACAAAUUUAGAAUAAGUGGUAUGCUUGUGGAUUGUGUGAUAGGGUCUCAGGAGGGAGCAAUCUACAAAUUUACCAUCUGUCUGACAGAGCUGAACAGUGCGUGUAUGAAAUGCAUAUGAAAAGUUUUAUUGUCUAAUGAUGUUUUGUGAUGUCUAUAAUUACACUGACAUAGCCCUUUACAGCAGAGUACAGUUAGGCCUAUGCCACUAAAAUGUGAUUUUAAUUUCAGUGGAAGAGCAAACCCAUAGCUCAUGUUAAUUGCUUGAUAAAAACAUCACGUCCAUAACAAGUUAUAA